Westerdykella ornata is the source of this 1182-nucleotide messenger RNA. RefSeq names its product carbonic anhydrase. The transcript is spliced from 3 exons. The record is from RefSeq and is a predicted model, not a curated record. Gene Ontology annotation, molecular function: zinc ion binding; carbonate dehydratase activity. Lineage: Eukaryota; Fungi; Ascomycota; Dothideomycetes; Pleosporales; Sporormiaceae. Bases 81 to 1109 code for a protein of 342 amino acids.
GGAGCUCCGUACAGCUCUUCUUAAUACUGUCCUUCGUCCACAUCUAAACGACAUCCGAGAUCUACUACUUCCUUUUCACCAUGCUCUUCCACACUCUCCUACUGGCCGGCACGGCAUCCGCAUCAUGUCUUCACGGACUUUCCAAAUUCAAGAGACAAGAGGGCGGUGAGGGUGGGGUACCCAUCAGUCAAUUCGGCUACACGGGUCUUAUCGGUCCGUUGAACUGGGCCUCCCUUGGUCCAGAGAAUGAGGCUUGCAAGACGGGGAAGCAGCAGUCGCCCAUCAACAUCGACCAGUCUGUGUCGCUUGCGACCGAGAGGCCCGUCGUCACCAUUGAACAACAACCCGUCGAAUUCGAGAAUCUCGGCUCCACCGUCGAGGUCAUUGUCAAUGGCACCACGUCUUUCGCCGGUAACGACUUCAGGCUGAAGCAGUUCCAUGUGCACACGCCCUCCGAGCACCGCGUUGGCGAGGAGUUCUUCCCCAUGGAGGCACACUUUGUGCACGAGGGAGUCACCGAUCCCAACCAAAUCGCCGUCAUCAGCGUCCUCUUCCAAAUGUCCGCCAACGAGACCUCGACGCCCUUCAUCUCGGGCCUCCGCCCGCACCUCGCCGCCAUCUCCACCCCGGGCACCAAGACGGCCAUCGAAUCCGGCCUCGACUUCGCCUCCAUGAUCAACCACGUCCAGACCACCGAACUCUUCCAGUACACGGGAUCCCUGACCACGCCGCCCUGCGCAGAGGGCCUCACCUUCCUCGUAACCAAGAACCCGCUGCCCCUAGACGUCGACACGUUCAACGACAUCAAGCGCGUCGUCAAGUUCAACUCGCGGUACACGCAGAAUACGCUCGGCGAGGAGAACCUGAUUGGCGUGGCCAUGGUGGCGGGCACGGAGCAGCAGUUUACGCCUCCGCCUGUUCUGUCGCCCGGGCAGGGGCAGGAGCAGGAGCAGGAGCAGGCGGCUGGUGGCGAGGAGCAGCCGACGCCCAGCGCGGGUGCGGGUGUCCGUGAGGGUGAGGGCGGCGCCGCGCAGAUUACGUCCGGCGCGACGGUGGUGAUUAGUGAGAUUGCGGGGAUGCCGACGAGUUUGUUGGCGGUGAUUGCGUAGGUGGGAGGGGAGUGGAGGGGAGGAGGGAGGGUCGAUAGCCUAUUAUUGACUGGUUAGCCUAGGUUUGCUGGGG